AUGUUGACAAGAAAUAAAAGAGCGGCGCGAGCCCCUCAACUGCGCCGCCCUCAUCCACUACCUUCAAAACCUUUAAAGAAACGGUAUAAGUGGAGUCAUGAACUGACACUAUCACUGCUGGAUACUUUAAGCAAGCCUGAACACCGCGACGCGUUUACCUCAAACGGUCUACAAUUUUCAAGGGAUAUGGCAAUACGAUAUUUCAAUAAUGUUGAUCGUGCCAUGAUGGUGAAUAGUAAAAUCGUUGGUCUCAGACACAGAUAUUUCAAAGUAAAGGCCCAGCAGCUUGUUCGCCGUACUCCAAUCCGGUUUCGCUAUUAUCAUGAAUGCCAAAGGGCGUUUGAACCACACCUGAUACCAUUAGUACUCAGAAUACCAACAACAUCCGAUCAACAACAACGCAAUCGGCCUAUGGUUGUUCCAAAUGGUGAUUUACAAAAUGACGAUGACGAUGAUACUAUAUCCUUGUCUUCACUCGAUAAUGGCAGCGUACUUUCUUCUCCAGUUGACCCCUCAGAUUAUCAUUCACAAGAUGAUCCCUCACAUCAUCAUUCAGCAGCUGAAUACCCACAUCAUCAUCAUCAUCGUCAUUCACGGGAUUAUCGGAGUCCAGCUACACCACCAACCCGCGAGCCAUCAAACCGUGAACGUGAAUUAAGGGAAAAAGAGAUACAACUACAAUUGCAGAUGAUGAAACAUGAGAGGAGCAUGGCAAAAAUGAGGAUCAAGGAAUUGGAAUUGAUGCUUGAGAUCACAAAGGAACAAGGGAAAUUGCCACCUCCCGCAACGACGUCUCAUCCAUCCUAUCAUACAACCGCUAUGCACUCAUCUUUUGCUACCGCCAUGCAUCCAUCCUACUGUUAA
Lichtheimia ornata is the source of this 864-nucleotide messenger RNA. RefSeq lists its product as uncharacterized. NCBI's taxonomy places the organism in Eukaryota, Fungi, Mucoromycota, Mucoromycetes, Mucorales, Lichtheimiaceae. The record is from RefSeq and is a predicted model, not a curated record. The transcript is spliced from 3 exons. Bases 1 to 864 code for a protein of 287 amino acids.